CAUCUUCCAUUUUCUAUUCCUCUUCUUCCUCUUCCCCAUCAUCAUCAACAGACAAUGGCCAACAUGGGUAUCGACGCGUACUCACCCGCAGAGGUGGUCGAGAUGGUCUCUCGCACCGGUGUCAUCAAGGGAAACAUGCGUCUGGAUAAAGUCUUCUUCAGCGCCGUUUCGGCUGGCUGUCUGCUCGCCUUUGCCUGCGGUACGGUCCUCAGCACCAACACGACUCCGUGGUUCCAGACGAAUGCGCCUGGUUUGAUCCGGACCAUCAGUGCAUUCUUCUUCCCCUACGGCUUGUGUAUGAUUAUUCUUACUGGAGCGGAUCUGUGUACUGGUUCUUUCAUGUACACCACCAUUGCUGCCCUCCAACGAAAGCUGCCCUGGUAUAAGAUGCUCAUCCACUGGGUCGUCACCUUCUUCGGCAACCUCGCUGGUUCCCUCUUUGUCGUCGCCAUCAUCUUCGGCUACGGCGAGGUCUUCACAGCCGACCCCUUCAAAUCCGCAGUCAUCAGCUUCGCCACAAAGAAACAAGUCACCCCGACCUUCCACGAGAUCUUCCUCCGCGGCAUCGGCUGCAACUGGCUCGUCUGUCUGGCCUGUUUCUUCGGCAUCCAGGGCCGCGAUCUCGCAUCCAAGGUCAUCGGCAUCUGGUGGCCGAUUUUUGGCUUCGUCUCGCUGGGUCUUGAUCACGUUGUCGCCAAUAUGGCCUUUAUCCCGAUGGCGAUUUGGGUGGGUGCGCCGGAUAUCACUGUGGGGUUGUAUAUCUGGAAGGGGAUUAUUCCUACCCUGAUUGGGAAUAUUAUCGGGGGUGGGCUGUUUGCUGGCGCAUACUACUGGUACAUGUACCUGGUCGACACGCCGUCUAUCCCCAUGUACGGAAUUCGCAAGAAUGGCGAAAAGUCAGCGGAUGGCAGUGAAGUUUUCCCUAAAGAUGAUGUGGAAGGCUCUGCUGGUGUGACAGGACGUGCUGCUUAAAUGGAUUAUUGAUACAUUCAUGGAUAUGGAUGCAUGGAUAGAUGAGUUUGGUAUAUCUGGUAUAUGUCAAGUAAUGGUAAUAUGUCUACAUAAUAUUUUUCAUUCAAAGCAUUUGCUUGUGGUAGUAUAUCGCUACAAGUAUUAAUAUAUAGUCAGUUAAUGCUAUUUUAUACACAGGCGACCUACCAAACACCUGCC
This is a messenger RNA of Aspergillus wentii DTO 134E9, 1170 nucleotides long. Its product is annotated as formate/nitrite transporter family protein. Bases 55 to 972 code for a protein of 305 amino acids. Gene Ontology annotation, molecular function: high-affinity secondary active nitrite transmembrane transporter activity. The transcript is spliced from 4 exons. The record is from RefSeq and is a predicted model, not a curated record. Gene Ontology annotation, biological process: transmembrane transport; nitrite transport. Gene Ontology annotation, cellular component: membrane. NCBI's taxonomy places the organism in Eukaryota, Fungi, Ascomycota, Eurotiomycetes, Eurotiales, Aspergillaceae.